Messenger RNA from Rana temporaria (common frog), 2518 nucleotides. It is a transcript of the gene ZBTB26, whose product is annotated as zinc finger and BTB domain containing 26. The transcript is spliced from 2 exons. Gene Ontology annotation, cellular component: nucleus. Gene Ontology annotation, biological process: regulation of transcription by RNA polymerase II. Bases 179 to 1426 code for a protein of 415 amino acids. NCBI's taxonomy places the organism in Eukaryota, Metazoa, Chordata, Amphibia, Anura, Ranidae. The record is from RefSeq and is a predicted model, not a curated record. Gene Ontology annotation, molecular function: protein binding; RNA polymerase II cis-regulatory region sequence-specific DNA binding; DNA-binding transcription factor activity, RNA polymerase II-specific.
GGUAGCAGUGAGGGCGGAAAUCCUCCUCUCCAUGUAUUGUCCCUUCACACAGACAUGACGUCACUUCCAGUGCGACGGAGAAGGAACCAGAGGAGAGAUUUCCUAUCCUGAGAUGUUGACGUCACCUCCCCGCUUCUGGAAUGGUCCUUUAUAGAACUUCAGCACUUCAGAACCAAAAAUGUGUGAAAAAACAGGAGUGCUCCACUUCAAGCUGGAGAACCAUGGAGACUCCAUGUUGGGACGGAUGAACGCUUUAAGAGAACAGAACAAGUUCUGCGAUGUCACCGUGUACAUCGACGACGCCGAAGUCCCGGGACACAAAGUGGUGUUUGCCGCCGGCUCGCCCUACUUAAGGGACCAAUUCUUACUCAGCGAUUCCCAAGAAGUCCAUAUCUCCAUUCUGCAGAACUCUGAGGCUGGGAAGCAUCUUCUCAUGUCCUGUUACACGGGGGUCCUGGAAUUCCCCGAGAUGGACCUCGUCAACUACCUGACGGCGGCCAGCUUCCUGCAGAUGAGCCACGUGGUGGAGCGAUGCACGCAAGCCUUGUGGAAGUUCAUUAAGCCGCAGCAAGCGACUGAGGGGACCACGGAUGAAGAAGAGACCAAACCGGCACCGGAGGUUGACGAGCCGGAAGGGGACAUAGAGGAUUCCAUGAAGCCGGACUCUCCGGUGGCCUCCAUCUCAGAAGAUAGUAUAGACAAUGAUGAUAUUCAGAUCGUCAAGGUUGAGUCGAUAAGUGAGGUCCCACCAAAUGAUAAGGCCAAGGUCAGUCAAAGCCAGUUUAUGACUUCCGACCAGACUGCCCUCCACUCCUUGGAGCCCCAACACUCCCUCAUCAACUCCACCGUAGAAAACCGGGCCGGAGACACGGACACCAACCCCGCCCACAACUACGCCGUGUCCGAUAACAGCAGCGAUAACAUGGGGCCCUCCCCUAAAGAACUUUUCGGGCCCAGCAGUAGGAUUUUGGACAAGACCCUCCAAUGGCACCACCAGUGCCCCAAAUGCACCCGAGUGUUUCGGCACUUGGAGAACUACGCCAACCACCUAAAAAUGCACAAACUGUUCAUGUGCCUGCUGUGCGGGAAAACCUUCACCCAGAAGGGCAACCUGCACCGGCACAUGCGGGUCCACGCCGGAAUCAAACCCUUCCAGUGCAAAAUCUGCGGCAAAACCUUUUCCCAGAAAUGUUCUCUGCAGGACCACCUCAACCUUCACAGCGGGGACAAGCCGCACAAGUGCAACUACUGCGACAUGGUCUUCGCCCACAAACCCGUGCUGAGGAAGCACCUCAAACAGCUGCACGGCAAAAACAGUUUCGACAACGCCCACGAGAGGGGCGCGCAGGACAUCGGCCUGGACUAUGAGGCUUUCGCCGGCGCCCAUGACGGCAGCGAACUGAUUUCACAGAGUCUGCACCAAUGAGAAGGAAGGGCGUUUUUGAUACAUUGUAACGCUGACCUUUUGGUGAAAUAUUUUUGUUAUAAAUCAGCACAAGGGACGGUACUUACCAUGUAUAAAUAUGGUCCCAUGUGCUGGUGGCUGGUGAGCUCAUUUAAAUCUUCAUUCCUCUGCCCCCCGAAUACCCCACUGCUGUGAUCUUCGGGGGCAGAAGGGGAAGCUGCCCUGGGCACAGUAUGCUUAUGUGUUGGGGGCCACAAGGCAGGAGACCAUAGAUACAUUCAACCAACCCUCACCCAGAUACCCCUGCAACUGUGAUCUUCCAGUACUGAAGGCAAGGCUGGGACUGUAGGGGGGCAAUAGGGGAAGAUGCCCUGGGCACAGUCUUUUUAUGUGUUGGGGGAAGGGGGUGCCACGAGGCAGGAGCCCAUAGAUGCAUUCAAUUGAGUUGAAAGUCUACCCUCAUCCCAGAUACCCCUGCAGCUAGUAUCUUCUGGUGCUGCACCCGGGCUGGCACUAUUGGGGGGGGGGGGCGGGGGACAGGAGCGGAAGCUGCCCCGGGCACAGUGUCCUUAUGUGUUGUGUGUUGGGGGUGACACGAGGCAGGAGCCCAUAGAUACAUUCAACCAAGAUGAAGGUCCACCCUCACCCCAGAUAGCCCUGCAGCUGUGAUCUUCCAGUACUGCAGGCAAGGCUGGGACUGUAGGGGGGGGGGGGCAAGAGGGAAAGAUGCCCUGGGCACAGUCUUUUUAUGUGUUGGGGAAGGGGGUUGCCACGGGCAGGAGCCGAAAGAUACAUUCAAUUGAGUUGAAAGUCCACCCUGCCCCUGGAUACCCCUGCAGCUAUGAUCUUCCGGUGUUGCAGGCAGGGCUGGGACUAUGUGGGGGCAGGAGGGACAGCUGCCCUAGGCACAGUAUCAUUACAUGUUGUGGAAGGGUGGGUGGUGCCACAAGGCAGGAGCCCAUAGAUACCUUCAACCAAGCUGAAAGUCCAAACUCACUGCAGAUGCCCCUACAGCUGUGUUUUUUUGGUGCUGUGGGCAAGGCCAAGACUAGGGGAGAGGGGCAUGAGGAGAAAAUUCCUUGGGCACAGUGUUGCAGGCAGGGCUGAGACUGG